CGCUGCGCUUUCAGUAUGCUUGCCCUACAUAAACCACGCAUAACGAAACAUCCGCUCUUCUUUCAACAGGUGCUAAGCGUCUUCAUACCAGACAGGAAAGAGUGGCUGAGACCGUCGUGGGGCUCUGCAGGAAACUAUGUCACGCCAUCGCUACCAUAACGUGGAUGGCCUGUUUCUUGGAAAGCACUUCCACGAACAAAGCGUCCGCGAAGCCUUCAACUACAAGCCGUGCCCAGAUGACGUAUUCAUCACGACCUAUCCGAAAUGCGGCACCACAUGGACGCAGCACAUCGUCUACCACAUCUUCAGCAACGGGGUACCACCGGAAUCCGAGGAUGAGCUCAUAGCUAAGACUCCGUUCCUCGAGUUCAUGGGGAACGCAGCCUUCGAGAACCUACCUCGUCCUGCUGCAGUGAAGAACCAUUUGCCGUUCCACAAGAUGCCUUACUCGAAGCACGCCAAAUACAUCUACACAGCCCGGAAUCCUUUCGACUGCUGCGUGGCUUACUAUCACCACGUUAAACUGUUUCCAAUGUACGAUUUUGAACAUGGCACAUUCGAAGAACUCUUCCAAUAUUUCCUCGAUGGCAAGGUCGAUUUUGGAGACUACUUCGACCACUUGUUGUCCUGGUACCCACACCGGAACGACCCGAACGUCUUGUUCUUGACUUAUGAAGGGCUGAAGAAGGACACCAGAGCAGCCAUUCAGAAAGUAGCAGAUUUUCUUGGUGAGGAUUACGGUGCACAACUGCGAAAAGAUCCAGGACUGAUGGAGCGAAUAGUUGAGGUAACGUCCUUCGAAAACAUGCAAAGAAUAAUGAACCCCUUGAUGAGAGGCUUAGCCGACAAGUACACAAGUAUACCGAUGGAAUCCUUGCCAGGAUGGGCGCAGCGUUCGCUAGAAACGUGCGGAGAUGUGAUUUUAAAGCCUGUUUAUGGAGACUUCGUGCGCAAGGGUAUUAUUGGUGAUUGGAAGAAUCAUUUUAAUGCCGAUCAGGUGAAGCGAAUGAAUGACUGGAUCGAGAAGAGGACUGCAGGAAGUGACGUCAUGGAUCUCUGGAAGGACGUUCAUGGUUUUUGGAUGAACGACGAGUGACAUGACAGUGGAAGCAGAAAUGUUGCACUCCUGAGUAUAAGGCAUAUAUAAGCCCUUGACAAUAGUCAGGGGCAGCUCAACUACCUCGUAGACUAUAUUUUACUAGCUGCCGGCGAUUGGAUUGACUAGGUGAUUAGGUUGGAAAAUAAAAUAUAGGAAGGGCA
Molecule: messenger RNA, 1260 nt
Organism: Ornithodoros turicata
Lineage: Eukaryota; Metazoa; Arthropoda; Arachnida; Ixodida; Argasidae
Product: sulfotransferase 1C2A-like
Exons: 1
Coding region: 137-1096 (319 amino acids)
Biological process (GO): sulfation
Cellular component (GO): cytoplasm
Molecular function (GO): sulfotransferase activity
Source: RefSeq, a predicted model, not a curated record